This is a messenger RNA of Dothidotthia symphoricarpi CBS 119687, 515 nucleotides long. RefSeq lists its product as uncharacterized. The coding region runs from base 107 to 439 and encodes 110 amino acids. NCBI's taxonomy places the organism in Eukaryota, Fungi, Ascomycota, Dothideomycetes, Pleosporales, Dothidotthiaceae. The record is from RefSeq and is a predicted model, not a curated record. The transcript has a single exon.
AUGGGGGGUUGGAAUGGACAACGAAUCACGAUCACGAAGCAGAUGCAAUUGGCAGUUUUGGAAACACUGUGCGAUGAAUGCGUUAAGAUUCUACUAAAAGACUUUAAUGAUACAGGUAAAUGUCAAAUUCCCUAAACGAGUGUGUAAAGUUGGAUCGAUGCCUGCUCCAUCGCUAUGUGUACUCCUGCUAACUCGCUGCCUAGUGUUACAACCUCCCUUCUACUCGUGUCUCAACACCAUGAUCUAUGCUCUAAGCACGGGGGUUUUGACCGUUCUUGGAACCAGACUUCUGUCCUUGCUGGCCCUGCUGUCCUUGCUGGCCCUUUUGGCCUUGCUGGCCGUGUUGAGGAGAAGCAGAGGAGGAGUGAGCAGCAGAAGAAGUCUUGAUAGUGGAGGAACGACCCUUGCCCUUGGUGACGGUAGAAGAAGCGACAACUGAAGAGGCUGCGGAUGAAACGACAACGGACGAGGCUGCGGAUGAAACGACAGUAGUGAGCGUGGAGCCAACAGCUGUG